Molecule: messenger RNA, 1650 nt
Organism: Eublepharis macularius
Lineage: Eukaryota; Metazoa; Chordata; Lepidosauria; Squamata; Eublepharidae
Product: leucine-rich repeat-containing protein 36-like
Exons: 10
Coding region: 502-1650 (382 amino acids)
Source: RefSeq, a predicted model, not a curated record
CGCGCGGCCUGAUGGCGCUGGAGCUGCAGCUGAGCGAGGCCUGGGUGCGGGCGCAGCCGGCCCUGCGAGGCCUCCAGCCAGGUGGAUUCACUCUCCCUGCAGGGAACUUACGCAGGCAAAAUAGUCUCCCUGGGAGAUGGUCUGAAAUCUUUUAAAAAUCUCCAAUCUUUAGAUUUAUCAAAGAACCUGCUUGUUAGUUUGGAGGGUCUUGAAUCUUUACAGUCAUUAGAGCGUCUGAAUUUGUAUUAUAACCACAUUUCAUCCCUGUUGGAGGUUGCCCGCCUCCGGGCUUUGACACGCCUAAAAGAGCUGGACCUUCGCCUCAACCCAGUAACCAGGAAGGAGUCUGAUUACAGGCUGUUCACAGUGUGCAAAUUACAAGCUCUGGAAAAACUAGAUGACAGGGCUGUCAGGGAGAAUGAAAGAAAAGCUGCCCACCUGCAUCUCAGCCCCAAGUACAAAGAGAAUUUGUCGCACAAAGAGAAGUCAAGAGAGCAUACAAUGAAGAGACAAAUGCUAGAUCAAGAGACCUUUGCAGCGUCCAGUUUGGAUACAGAAAACAUUAGAACACUUACUGAAUCAGGCCUCAGCCAGUUUUCUCACCACCCUGUGCCAUACCAUGAUGGGAAGGACUCUCUAAGAGUUUCAUCUGCUUCCGUGCUGCAGGCCAGCAAGUCAGCUAAAGAACUCAAGCCACAUAGCCUCCAAACUCAGGGAGAUGAUGCAAAGGGAAGACAUUUCCUGAGUCAUAGUCCCUUGAACCGUGAGCACAAGCCCCUCUCUUCAUCCCCACAAGCUCAAACUUCCUUGUGCCCCCAAGUAAGAAGCAGAGCUGGAUUUGCUAAAGGAAGGUUUCGCGUUUCCUUUUCUGAAGGCUCCCCUUUAGAUUUUUCUCAUGGAGAAAAAGAAACGGGACGGAAAUUGGACAUACUUGAUCUCGGCCGGGAUGUUUCCCCAACCAGAAGACUGAAUCCCAGUGAUCCAGGGAGGACUAACCCCCAAGGAGUAGCCAGAGAUAUCAGGCUGGCAUCCUCCUCUGCUGCCCACAGGGAGCUGCUUAAAAGACUUGCAGAUGACAGGAAAGCAGCAGACGAUGUCUUUAAUUAUAACUCCAAGCUUGCUAAGGAAGCCAUGGCCACUACCCGGUCCUCAUGCAGGGAUUUCCUGGGACAAUACGUGGACAUGGACUCGGGUCAUGACGAGACUUCUUUGAAGCACAGUUCAGAUGCAAAGCGGAACAGCCACUCGCUUCCAUUAAGCAGCCCCACUUCUGCAGGCUUUGGGGAUUUCCAGUCAAAGUGCAGACCUUUAUCAGAUGAGAUACUGCUUGAGGAUUCACAGCCAGUUUCAGCACCGAUGUCUGUGGCUAGGAAAGGGCACGAAUCGCCAACCAGCCGGUCGCUCAGCCCUUUGAGAGUGGAGUUGAAACACAGCAAGAGCCCUGUGCAUUGCUUUAAAGAGGCAAAUAUGGAGCGUCAGUGCAGUGAGCAGAAGAGAGGCCAUGUGGGGACAGAAGGUCCCCUGGGUGCGGAGAGAAGUUCUCCUGUCGUUGUUGUCCUGCAGCAACUUCUGGAACUUGUGGAUCGCUACUGGAGUGGCGCCGGCUCCCUUCUCCUCAAUAAGGAUUUCCUUGGUAGGCUGCUGGCCUAG